AUGGCGAACCUGCAGUAUGGGCUCGAUCUUGCCGCCGUCGGAGCCUUGCAGGCCAUGCCCGGUUUUCUCAAGGUCUUUGGGUACCCUGAUCCCGCAGCUGAGGGGGGUUACGCUAUUGACAGCACCGUCCAACAACUGAUAACGUCCCUUCUAACCCUCGGCUCAUUCGUAUCAUCCCUUGUGGCUGGUGCAUUCUCCUCGUACCUCGGACGCAAACAAGCCUUAUGGCUCGCGUGCAUCGUAAACGCAGUCGCCUGUGGGAUCCAGAUCGGAGCACCAUCCGCAGGCGUACUCUAUGUCGGCCGUCUUUUGCUGGGGUUUGCAAACGGGUUCCUGGUAACAUUCUCCAACAUCUAUACAGCCGAAGCGUCGCCGGCUCAUAUGCGCGGCGUUAUGGUGGCCCUGUUCGCAUACUGGGUCAACAUAGGAAGUAUCAUCGGUGCAGCUGUUGACAACAAGACCAAAGAGAGGAUAGACAAGCUCUCGUACAGAAUCCCGCUCGCCUGUCUGUAUAUUGUUCCCGCGUUCCUGUUUGUGGCGUUGUUCUUUGUGCCGGAGAGUCCGAGGUGGUUGCUUGUGAGAGGGAGGGAAACGGACGCAAGGAAGGCGCUUGAACAGCUGCGAGGGAAGAGUUAUGCUGCGCUGCGAGCCGAGUCCUCAUCAACGUCCGAGAACAAAAAUAACAGUGAAAUAGCCCCGACAUUCCUGGAGAUGGAAUGGGCCGAGAUGGUCCAAGGUGUCGAAGAAGAGAAACGGGAGCGGGGCAGUGUCGCGGCACUGGACAUGUUCCAAGGUGCCUCUUUCCCUUUUCGUCUCUUGCUUCCGGUAGGGUCCUCUGCUGACCUUCACUUGCCAGGAGUCGAUCUCCGCCGCACCCUCCUCUGCUACAGCAUGAUAGCCUGCCAAACCGCCUCAGGCGUGUGGUUCCUAAUCGGUUAUCAGACAUAUUUCUUCACUGUAACCGGUAUUACAAAGCCAUUUGAGUACUCAAUAAUGAAUACCUGGUUUGGCUUCCUGGGCUGCAACAUUGGCAUCUAUGCAAUCCGGUCACUGGUCGGCCGGCGCGCAAUCCUCAUUAUCGGCGCAGUAGGCUGCGGACUCUGCCAGCUGGCCAGCGCGAUUGCGGGAUCAAUCGAUCCCAAUUCACUAUCAACGGGACGAGUUCUUGUCGCCUUUACGGCCCUAUUCAUGUUCUUCUAUAAUGGCUGCGUCGGGGCCGCGAGUUACCCUGUUGCAACGGAGCUGGUGAGCUCGAGACUCCGCGCUUGGACGGUUGGCACAGCGACAAGUUUGGGUUAUCUGCUGGCUUGGUUGACGAACUUUUGCACGCCAUAUUUCAUUAAUCCAGAGCAUCUGGACUGGGGCGCCAAGUAUGGCUAUAUCUGGGCUGGAUCGAAUCUCGCCAGCGUGAUCUUUUUCUACUUCUCCAUUCCGGAGAUGAAAGGCCGCUCAUUGGAGGAGUUAGACGAAAUCUUUGCAGCGAGGGUGCCAGCGAGGAAGUUCAGAGGGUACCAGUGUCUCAUCACAGAGACAGCAAGGAUAAAGGCUGUCAAUACGGAGGCGAAGGGGUUGAGUAGAGAGCCAGAUUGGGUAAAAAAGGAAAGUGUGGUGCAUGUGGAAUAG
Aspergillus mulundensis is the source of this 1623-nucleotide messenger RNA. RefSeq lists its product as uncharacterized. The coding region runs from base 1 to 1623 and encodes 540 amino acids. Gene Ontology annotation, biological process: carbohydrate transport; transmembrane transport. The record is from RefSeq and is a predicted model, not a curated record. Lineage: Eukaryota; Fungi; Ascomycota; Eurotiomycetes; Eurotiales; Aspergillaceae. The transcript is spliced from 3 exons. Gene Ontology annotation, molecular function: carbohydrate:proton symporter activity. Gene Ontology annotation, cellular component: membrane.